AUGGCGCGUAUAAAGAAAAGGAACCUUAUAAGCUUGCUUACUGUCUUAUUUAUCGUGCUUGCUGCACUUGUUCCUAAAGUCAAAGCUUGGACAGAAACCGAUUUCGAGAUCUUUGACCUUGUAGAUGCUUUAGAAAAAGCAGAAGGCAAAGACACAAACUUUUAUAACUGGUUGGGCGUCUCUCCUUCUGCUACUCAAGGAGAGAUUUCAAAAGCGUAUCGUAAACUAUCACUCAAAUGGCACCCUGAUAAAAACAAGAAUGACCCCAAGGCAAAAGAGCGUUUUGCUAGAUUAGGUGUGAUUGCCAGUAUUCUUCGUGAUCCAACCAAAAGAGAAAGGUACAACUUUUUCUACAAGAAUGGAGUGCCUCGUUGGCGAGGCACAGGGUAUUUAUACAGCCGAUUCCGACCGGGAUUAGGCACGGUGAUCAUUUUACUCUGUUUGAUUGCUUCUGUUAUGCAAUAUAUAGCCGGACAAGUCAAUUACCGACAAGAAGUACGCAGAAUUAUCCGUUUUGUAGAAGAUGCCAGAGCUCAGAUGAUGGCAAAUGCGCCCAAAGGUCGUGCGCCUUCGUUAGGCAAAAGUUUCAUUGAAGUAGGACAACGAGUCAUGCGAUGCGAGGUGAAGGGAGAUCACUAUCUGAUUGUUUAUCCCAAUGAAAACAGCCAGGAGCCAAUCCAUCUAAACGUGGAAUGGGUGAAGAAGCCAACGAUUCAAGACAUAUUUAUUAUCAGUUUGCCAAAGAGAUUAUUUUAUAAGCUAUUAGGUAAAAAAGAUACAAUUGAGCAAGAUAAAAAGGAGACAAAAGAAGAAAUAGAAGAAUCAGUGCCAAAAAAGAAAGCAGCACCUGUACGUAAAAGAGGUGCACCAAAAGUGAACAAAUAUAAAUAA
Molecule: messenger RNA, 891 nt
Organism: Rhizopus microsporus ATCC 52813
Lineage: Eukaryota; Fungi; Mucoromycota; Mucoromycetes; Mucorales; Rhizopodaceae
Product: DnaJ-domain-containing protein
Exons: 4
Coding region: 1-891 (296 amino acids)
Cellular component (GO): endomembrane system
Source: RefSeq, a predicted model, not a curated record